Brettanomyces nanus is the source of this 3237-nucleotide messenger RNA. RefSeq lists its product as uncharacterized. Gene Ontology annotation, molecular function: phosphomevalonate kinase activity; ATP binding; protein binding. NCBI's taxonomy places the organism in Eukaryota, Fungi, Ascomycota, Pichiomycetes, Pichiales, Pichiaceae. The coding region runs from base 1 to 3237 and encodes 1078 amino acids. Gene Ontology annotation, cellular component: peroxisome. The transcript has 3 exons. Gene Ontology annotation, biological process: isopentenyl diphosphate biosynthetic process, mevalonate pathway; ergosterol biosynthetic process. The record is from RefSeq and is a predicted model, not a curated record.
AUGAAUACAGUAUUUAGCUCUCCUGGUAAGGCCCUUUUGGCGGGAGGUUACCUCGUACUUGAUCCUGAUUAUGAGGCCUUUGUUGUAGCUCUUUCGGCCAGAAUGCACGCUGCUGUGACUUCUUUGAAGACGUUAGGUGAGGAUGACAUAACAAAAAUCACAGUGAACUCUCCUCAGUUCAAACAAGGAGUUUGGGCUUAUAGCCUUGAUAUUACUAGGCUUCCUGAUUUGAACAUUACCGAAGAGAAUGGACGGAAAAACCCCUUUGUCAAAUCCACCAUUUUGACGGUACUUUCCUAUUUGAAACCCUCCACCAACUAUGAGAUCUCCAUCACAAUCUUUUCUGAUUCAGGUUACCAUACCCAGGCCGAUUCUAUUCCUAAGGCUUCCACGAACGGUAAAAGAACUUUUCAUUAUCAUAAUAUUCCCAUUAAUCAGGUUCCAAAGACCGGCCUAGGUUCAAGUGCCGGUCUAGUUACGUCUUUAACUGCGGCACUUUUGGUCUGUUACAAGGGACCCGAUUUCUUUAAGAAAAGUGCGAGUGAAAAUGCAAAGACUUUGAAUUGUCUGCAUAAUCUUUCUCAGGUGGCUCACUCGAUUGCUCAGGGGAAAGUCGGCUCUGGCUUUGACGUGGCAUCCGCUGUUUAUGGCUCUAUUGUCUACAGAAGAUUCCAACCGGACUUGAUCAAUAAGUUGCUGGAUCUAGAAAUGUCUCAAUUCGCCAAGGGAUUGCAGAAAUUGAUUGAUAACACCGACUGGAAGAUCGAGCACAAGCAAUGCUGUAUGGUUCCAGGCAUUCAUAUUAUAAUGGGGGAUGUUGCUGGAGGUUCAGAGACCCCCAAAUUAGUAUCCAAAGUGAUGAAAUGGAGAAAGGAGAAUACACAGAGAGCUUUGGCAGUAUGGACGGAACUUAACGAUUCGAACAUGAGACUCGUUAAGUCGUUGGAAGACUUACAGACUGCUUCUGAAACUGAUAAAGUCGGCUAUGCUAAACUUUUGGCUUACUUGAACACUCAUUCCGCUUCAGAAAUUGAUGCUGAAGGUUCAGAAAAGCUCUUGGUAGAUGUAGUUGAGUCUGUCAAAAAUAUCCGUAAGUGGCUGAAAGUUAUGACGGUUGAAUCGGGAGCAGAGAUUGAGCCUGACGAACAAACCAAGCUAUUGAAUAGCUGCCUAGAACUGAAUGGCUGUUUGGGCGGUGUUGUUCCUGGGGCAGGUGGUUACGAUGCGAUCUGCUUAAUGGUUGCAGAGGAUUCGAUUGUUAAGAUAAUGCAGUCCACCAAGAACGACCCUAACUUUAAGCAUGUCAAAUGGCUACGCUUGGCUGAGCAGAAGCAAGGAUUGAUGAGGGAGGACCCAGAAGAUUUUAAGAACUCGGAUACUCCAGUUACUGCUAGCCAUCAAUACUUUGAUACGCAGAAAAAACAGCCGGAGAAUAGUUUGCUAACAAAAUAUAGAUCGCUUCUCAUUACACCACUUAGCAAUACCAAGCAAAAGAUCAUUGACGCUGCAUCGGACAAUUUUUCCAUCAAAUCGUUCAGAAGUAGGAAGAGCAUCAACAGAGUUUCCAUUUUGGAUUUACCGGACGAGGUCAUCCUUCAGGUGUUUCAAAAUCUUAGACAGGAUGCCCAUCAGAUUACUUCUCUGGUGUGUCUUUUGUAUGUGAGCAAAAAGUUCAAUGAGCUGGCUAAGCGUAUUUUGUAUGAAGACCCCUACAUUACAACAACCUUCCGCUUAUCCCAGUUUGUGCAGACAAUCAAUAUCAACAAACAGCUUGCCUUACUCGUCAGGAAGAUUGACUUCUCUCGGAUUCAAAUUGGCAUUGAGUUGAAAGAAGACGAAUGGGAUCAAUUCGCUACCAAUAUUGUAUUUGGCAGUUGUGGUGGUCAGUAUGACGAUUUACUUAUGGCCAAUGGUGAACGCCGAAUUCUUGCUGGAUGGAGGGACUUUAAAUACAGAUUCAAUCCACUAUAUAGUGGGGUUGGCAAUACUCUUCCAUCGUCUACAUCGUUUGUUCCUCCUCACGUAAUCCCAGAUGAAUUUUCCAGGAAUCCUAUUUAUUCCCCUUCAAUGAACCACCAUGGUUGCAAUCCUAAAUCCCUGUGGUCAACGACCUCCUUGCUUUCAUCACAAUCUUCUCGGCAGGGCUCUUCGUGUGACUCUGUUAACUCGCUUUUUUCUAUGUAUAACUAUCAGGAUUCUGAAGGAUUUGGUACUAUUGGUGGUGGCCACCGCCAUUCUUUCCCUGCAAGACAUAGCAGUAUGAUUACAAAUACUACUGUUAACGAGGAUACUGACGACGAUUCGUUUGACGAAGAAGGCUACGAGGACGGCGAAAAUGGGGUUGAUGAUGACUUCAAGCUCAAUCCUUCCUCACACAAGACAGGACCGAUAGAAUAUUUUUACCCGAACUCUUAUGGGAUUAUCGCCCAGCCGGGGUUUUUUAAUUCGAUGAAAACAGUAUGGAAUGCAGCUAUGAUUCGGAUUUCAGAUUCCUGUCGUAGUGAUACAAAACCUAUCAAUCAUCAUCAUUAUAGAAAGAGACGGCAUUGGAAUAAGGCUAAACAGUCUGGUAUAAGACAGCGACUUUUCCAGAGUCGGAAAGACAUAUCAAGACCGUUUUCGACCCUACAUCCUCAACAGAACGAGUUUUUCAAACAGUACUGUUUUGCAAGAGAUAUUCCAAUCGGUUACAUCUUACAUAUUAUGGAAGAAUGUGAGAAUUUGACUGAAAUCAAUUUGAGUGGAAUUUCUUGGAGUGUAGAUUUCAAAUUGGACGAUUACGAAUAUUUUGAUUGGGAAGUUUCCAGGGGUAAAGUUCGAUGCUUGAGAGGUACCGUUCCUUCCAAUCAUGAGUAUAGAUCGAUGCUUUUAGUGGUGGAUCAAGCAGAAGUUAAAAGGAAAGAGCAACAACUAGCCAAAUAUAAGAUGAACAAGCCAAUAUAUUGGUCCGAUACCGUUCGAGAGAUUGAUUUCCGGGAUCCAGAAUUGCAUAGCUUGACGAUCAAUUCUAUUUGGCCGUACAUCAUGAAACUUGAGCAUCUACAAAUAUUGAGGCUACGCAGCUCUGUCUGGAUUGAUAAGCAUACAGUCCGUGAUAUUUUGGUGCAAAGUAAGUCGAGAAAAAUUCUGAAAAUUAUUGACUGCACCAAUUCGGGAUUGGCAAGGAAUUCGGACUGGGCCACGUCUAGAACUGCCAAGGAGUGGAGACAGUUCUUUAGAAAGGACAAUACAUUUUAA